AUGUGUCACGGAGCUUCAUCCUCAAGUCUUUGCAACAAGAGGAGGCUCUUCAUCGCAUCUAGUACGCUUUCAGGAGGUGAUGACUCGUCUCUUAAUAGAUCGUCCUCUUCCUAAUGACAACUUAUUUGUCGAUCAAUCAAAGAUGAUUUACUUGAUAAAUUUGUGAUUCUUUUAUCAUGAAUCAUUCAUUAAUUUUAGUAACAAUGCCCUGUAAAUCAUGUUGAUAAGAUUUUCGCCGAUGAUCCAACAAUUCUGACGGCUUAAUCUUUCACCUACAAUCUAUAAGAAAGUCUCGAUAAUUAGAUAAAAAUAUGAGUUUUGACUCUGGAAGGAUUUGAAUCCAUGUCGAUUGCCCACCUACAUGAGUGAUAUUAAAAUAAGUACUCUAAAGCCUUUAUCAAGUGACGUCAUCAUGGUAUAUCUCUAUUAUAACUAAAGGAUACUUUAAGUAUUAAAAUCUUCAAAGCCUUUUCGGAGAAGGUGUGACGCAAGUUUAGUCCCACAUCAUUUGUGCGUUGAAGUUUUUGACAAAUAUAUAGUAAUAUCAUAUUUUCAAGUAAUGAGUCCUUUUCUACUACGUAUACGAUCACUCCUUGCCCCAUAGCCAAUUAGCCACUAGUGAUUUAGUUAAUCUCCCUCAAGUUACACUGAAAAUUAUUAAGAUGAAAUUAUUUCCUCAUACACUUAGGGACAAAGAUAGUCAUUAGCUAUCCACAUUAAAUAGAGAAUUAACUAGUUGGAAAGAUAUAGAACAGGCCUUUCUUCAAAAAAUUUAUCCCUUAAGAAAAACUCAAAAUAUGAGGAAACAUAUAUGGAGUUUUUCUCAAAGACCAGGAGAAACUUUGCAUGAGACAUAGGAAAAAUUCAAAGAUUUACUUAGGAAGUGUCCUCAUCAUGCUAUACUCAAGUGGCAGCUCAAUAGAAUUUUUUAUGAUAGAUUAUUAGAACAACAUAGAAAUAUGAUUGAUUCUAUAUGUGGAGGAGCUUUUAUGGAGAAAACUCAUGAUGAGAUUUAUAAUCUUUAUGAGAAUUUAAGUGAAAAUUCUAGAGAUCAAGUCUCUUUUGAAUUAUAUGAUAGGGAUAAGAAGAGAGGAAUUUAUGAAUUGCAUCAUGAUGAUGAUUCUAAACUUAAAAAUGAGAUUAAUCAAAUUAAUCAAAGAUUAAAAAAAAUUGAUUUACUUAUUGACAAUAUUAGAAAACCUUUUAACCCUCAACUUAAUUCGAAUAGUACAUGUCCUCUGUAUGGUGAAAAUGAUUAUUCUGAAUUGUAAUGUUAUAAUUUAGAUCAAUCAUUUCACCCUAUGUAAGAACAAGUGCAAGUAGCUCAUGGUUUUAAUAGAAACAUGGAACCUUUUUUAAAUUCUUAUAAGCCUAAUUGGAGGAAUAAUUUUUCAUGGAGAAACCCAAAUAAUAUUCAAAAUUCAGAAGCACUUAGACCCAAUUCAAACUCUGAAUUUCAUCCAAAACAAGAAAAUAGAUUUCAGAAAAAUCAGCCCUCUCAAACCCAACUUGAUACUAUGGAAAUGAUGCAGCAAAUGAGCCAAAUGAUGCAACAAACUAUGAACCAAAUGAUACAACAAACUAUGAAUCAAAUGAUGUAGCACCAUAAACAAAUUAUAGAGGCCCUUGGGAAUAAGAGAGAAGAGGGACAGCUAUCUAGUCAACCCAUAGAAAAUCCAAGGAACUACCCAACAAUAGGAUUUCAGCAAGGGGAGUCUAGUAGAAUAAAUCUAGGAAAAAACCCACUAAAUGAAAAUGUUAGGACAGUGAAUGCAUUAAGGAGUGGUAAGAUCUUACUUGAUCUUUAUCCCCAAACAUUAGAAGAAAAAGAAAACGUGAACAACUCAAAACAAAAUCAAAUAGGAGUAGAAGAAGAUUUUAUAGAUUCGACUAAGGAAAUUUUGAAAGAGAUGACAACCAUUUCAUUUCCUAAAGCUCUAGAGCCUAGACAAAAAAAGAAAAAGAAACACAAUAAAGAAAUAAAGAAAAUUUUACAAGAUGUGCAAAUUAGUCUUCCUUUACCCACUACCAUUGAACAUAUUCCUGAAUAUGCUAGAGUUUUGAAAGAAAUGUGUACACCAAAAAGGGCACAUAGAGUAGAAAAAUUAUCUAUGCAUACUAGUGCAUUAUUAUUAAAUCAAUUACCAUAUAAAUUGAGAGAUAUAGGUGCCCCUUUAAUUUCGUGUGAUAUUGGUAGAUCUAUUUUUCAGAAUACAUUACUUGACACCGGUGCUAGUAUUAAUUUAUUACCUGCAAGUAUUUGUGAUAAAUUUAAUAUUUUUGAUCUUAAACCUUCUACUGUUACCUUACAAUUUGCUGAUAGAUCCAUAAAACAUCCUAAAGGUAUUUUAGAAAAUGUGAUAGUAACAAUUAAAGGGUGUAAAUUUCCAACUAAUUUUGUAGUGCUAGAAAUAGAUUUUAAUAGACAGUUUUAUGAUACACCAAUCAUCCUAGGGAGACCAUUUUUGCAUACAAAAAAGAUGAAUAUUGAUUUUCCUAUAGAUAUUGCGAAAAUUUUAUGUGGAGAUCAAUCAGUAGAAAUUAAAAUUUUUGAGGUACCAAAUGAUCUUAAGAAAUCACAAGUAUAUGAUUGUCAUAUCAUAGAUCUUCUAGAUGAUUUUGAUGAUCCAUAUGUUGAUGAUGAUUGUGUGCUAGAAGAAUUAGAGAAAAUAGAGAAUAUAAAUUUGGGAGAAAAGAAAGAGGAAGAUCAUCUGAAUUUAGAGUUGAAACCUCUUCCUUCUAGUUUAAAAUAUAUGCUUUUGGAGGAAAAUGAUUCAUUUCUUGUUAUUAUUGCAGCUGAUUUGAGUGAUGAAUAGAAAGAAGAACUAUUAGAUGUACUUCAAAAAAAUAAGAAGGCUAUGGGCUGGAAAAUGGACGAUCUAAGGGGCAUUGAUAUUAGUGUAUGCAUGCAUAGUAUAUAUCUAGAGGAGGGGGCUAGAACUACUAGGGAACCACAAUGAAGAUUAAAUCCUAACAUGAUGGAAAUUAUAAAAAAAGAAAUUUUAAAGUAACUGGUUGUUGAUAUUAUUAAUCUUAUUUCAGAUAGCAAAUGGGUUAGUCCUACACAAGUAGUGCCAAAAAAAUCAGGGAUCACAGUUAUAAAAAAUGAAAAUGGGGAUGAAAUACAAACAAGAUUAACUACUAAUUGGAGGGUUUGUGUUGAUUAUAGAAAAUUAAAUUCAGUUACUAGAAAAGAUCAUUUUCUCCUACCAUUUACUGAUCAAAUUCUAGAAAAAUUAGUUGAAAAAACUUUUUUUAUUUUCUAGAUGGAUACUCUAGUUAUAAUCAAAUUUAUAUAAAUCCUUUAGAUCAAGAAAAAACAACUUUCACUUGUCCAUUUGGUACUUUUUAAACAAAUGUCUUUUGGUCUGUGUAAUGCUCCAACCACAUUUUAAAGAUGUAUGUUAUCUAUUUUUUCUGAUAUGAUUAGAAAAUGCAUGGAAAUUUUUAUGGACAAUUUUUCUAUUUUUGGUGAAUCAUUUGAUGAAUGCUUAAAUCAUUUACAGCAUGUACUUGAGAAAUGCAUAGAGAAAAAAUUAGUUUUGAGUUGGGAGAAAUCACAUUUUAUGGUUAAAGAGGGAGUUGUGUUAGGUCAUAUUGUGAGUGAAAGGGAUUUAGAGGUGGAUAGAGCAAAAAUUGAUAUUAUAUCUAAAAUGAAACCUUCAAAUUCAGUAAAAUAGAUUAGAUCUUUCUUGGGUCAUGUAGGUUAUUACAGAAAAUUUAUUCAAGAUUUUUCAAAAAAUUUUAAACCUCUCACCAUGCUAUUAUCUAAAGAUGUGUCUUUUAAUUUUGGUGAGAAAUGUUUUGAGUCUUUUUCCGAAAUAAAAAGAUUACUUACUGAGGCACCCAUUUUACAAGCUCUUGAUUGGUUCAUUCCCUUUGAAAUAAUGUGUGAUGCAUCGAAUUAUGUAGUGGGGGCCAUUCUAAGACAAACAAAAGAGUCAAAACCCAUAGUAAUUUCAUAUGCUAGUAAAACUAUAUUUGAUGCUCAAUUAAAUUAUACCACGACUGAAAAAGAGUUGUUAGCUAUAGUAUUUUCGUUAGAAAGGUUUAGAUCAUAUAUUUUGGGAGCUAAAACUGAUCAUGAGUAUUAAAAUAUUUGUUAAAUAAGAAAGAUGCAAAGCCACAUUUAUUAAGAUAGAUUUUAUUAUUACAAGAAUUUGACUUAAAAAUAAAAGAUAAAAAAGGUUUCGAGAAUGUUGUUGCUGACCAUCUUUUUAGAUUAAGUGAUACAAGAAUAAAUGCAGCUCCUUUACAAGAUGUAUUUCCAGAUGAACAAUUGAUGACAGCUCAACAUCAACCAUCCCCAUGGUAUGUACAUAUUGUUAAUUUUCUGGUUUCUAUAAAAACUCUAAAAUAGUGGAAUAAGAACAAAAACAUCAUUUCUUAUCUAAGAUUAGAAAUUAUUUUUGACAUGAUCUUGAUUUAUAUUACUUAGGCAAUGAUCAAAUUUUAAGGAGAUGUGUUCCUGAAGAAGAAUACCAUAAUAUUAUUAACAUGUGCCAUUCAUCUAACUAUGGAGGACAUUUCUCUCAAUGAAAAACAGCUACAAAAAUUUUUCAGUGUGGUUUUUAUUGGCCUACAAUCAUUAGAGAUUCUAUAGAAUUUAAUAGAACAUGUAUUUCAUGCCAAUCUAUAGGUAAUAUGAGUAAAAAAGAUGAAAUGUCUAUGAGUAACAUAUUAGUAGUCGAAAUUUUUGAUGUAUGAGGAAUAGAUUUCAUGGGUCUUUUCCCAUCAGCUGAAAAAUAUGAAUAUAUUUUACUUGCUGUUGAUUAUGUGUCGAAGUGGGUGGAAGCUCUUCCUACUAGAACUAAUGAUCAUAAAAUCGUGAUGAAAUUUGUGUAGGAAAAUAUUUUUUCGAGGUUUGGAUGUCCUAGAGUGAUUAUUAGUGAUGGAGGAAUACAUUUUACAAAUAAACAUUUCAAGAAACUGUUGAAAAAGAAUGGAGUACACCAUAGAGUAGCCACUUCAUAUCAUCCCCAAACAAAUAAGCAAGUUGAAGUAGCAAAUAAGAAAAUUUAGAGAAUUUUGAGAAAAAUAAUUAGACCAGAUAGGAAAGAUUGGCCCACAAAAUUACAAGAUGCAUUAUGAGCUUAUAGAAUAGCUUAUAAAAAUCCCAUAAGUAUGUCCCCAUUUCGUCUCAUUUUUGGAAACCCAUGUCAUCUUCUUGUGAAAAUAGAGCAUAAAGCAUUAUGGGCUAUAAAAAAUUUAUGUAUGGAUGAAAAAUCAGCUGGUAGGCAUACAAUUUUUCAGCUACAUGAAGUAGAGGAGUUGAGAAAUGAAGCUUAUGAAAAUCAUAGAAUAUAUAAAGAAAAAACUAAAACUUUUCAUGAUAAAUAUAUUAGCAGAAAAAAAAUUGAUGUUGGACAAAAAGUGUGGUUAUAUGAUUCUAAGCUGAAAUUAUUCUCAGGAAAAUUAAAAUCAAAAUAGAAAGGGCCUUAUGUGGUGGAAGAGACAUAUGAUCAUGAGACUGUAAUGAUUAAAGAUCUUAAAAGUGAUCAUAACUUUAAGGUAAAUAAACAACAGCUUAAACAUUACAUAGAACAUGAACGCCUUGUAGAAAAGGAAAUUUCAUUAUUAAAAGAAAUUCAAGAGUAAGAUCAAGGAGUUCAGUUGAAGACAUUAAAUUUAGCGCUACAUGAGAGGCAACCCAUGGUUUUUAUUUCAUUCUAUUUGAUUUUUUAAAAUUCUAUUUUCCUUAGAAUUUUGUAGUACUUGUUUCUGUAUUUAUUUAUUUUUUUUGAAAAAGUGCAGGAGGAAGAGUGUAAGAUGAAGUGGAAAAUUAAAAAUGAGGUUGAGGUGAUAUCUUUCUGAGCUUCAUCAUUUAUGAAAAUAUUUUUAAUGCUUAACUUUGCAGAUAUGCAUGCUUCACUUGAAAAUUAUAUUUUCUGCAUAUUAUGUUUCGAUUUUUCUGUGUCAUUGAGGACAAUGUCAUUUUUAAGUUGGGGGGUGAAGUAUUCAUUAUUAAUUUAUGUUGUAGGACGAUUAAGAACAUGUGUUUGUAUUUUAUUCAACUUAGAAUAGUAACUAAAAAAGUAAAAAUAAAAUAAAAUUCAGAAAAACUACAACAUCUAUUUUUUGAUUUUCUGUCAGAGACAACAGACUGUCAAAAAUAGUAGACAAAAAACAGCCUAAAGUUUGAAAUUCUAGAAGACCCUUUUCUCACAUUUCAAUCCACUAGAUAUAUAUUACUGAAAUUCGAAAUUAUAGCUAUAAAGAGGAUAAUUUUGACUUAUUUUUGAUAAAUUUAUUGUUGUUAAAAAUAGAACUGAAAACAAAAAACAGAAUUGUCAAAACUAUCUAAUUUACAAAUUCCUUACAUCAUAUUGCAUGCAUGAAAAAUUAAAUCAAUUAGAUUGAUUGAUACCAAAAGAUACUAAGAAGAUUAUUAUUGAGUCAAAAGAAUGAUCUAGUAGCAUGAAAUAUUGGAAUACUCCUUGGAUACAUGAUAGAUAACAUGGAUUUGAUUUUACAGAUUUUCACUUCAUGAUCUUGAUGGAUAGUAUUUACUUGAUGUGAAAAUUUAAUUGAUCAUUUGAGUUUAAUGGAGAUUUUUGCACCCUAAUCUAUAAGACUUGUGAGGAGAAAUCACUUAUUUCGAAAAAAAGAAGAAGAGAGAGUAACGUGAAAAAUCUAAAAACAAAGAGUACACAUGGAGGUUGUGAGACACCAUUCUCACUGUCGAAAAUCAUGCAUAGAAAAACACUUGCUGAAAAAUAAGUGGAUAAAGUGAAAGCCCUGAAAAUGAAGAAUACAUAUGGAGGGUGUGAGACAUCAUUUUUAUUGUCGAAAUUUGUUUACAGGAAAAACUACUUAUCUACUAUAUAUAAAAAAAAGAAAAGAAAGAAGAAAUAUAGUGCAAACUUCAAAAAUCAAGUCAUAGAAAAAGGAAAAUAUAGGAUCAAUAUUAUUCUUAGAUGAGUAUUGAUAAUUAAAACAUCUUAUAAAUACAUCUAUGAGUGAAGAAGUGAUAAAAAUGUGAAUAGAAGAAGUGAAGUCUAAAUUGUUACUAAAAUUUAUGAACGAUUUGCAAUAAAAGGAUCGCGAAUCCAUUGAGUAAAUCAUCUUUGAUUGAUCGACGAACAAGCCGUCGUCAGGAAGAGGAUGAUCUGCUGGGAGAUGAGCCACCAUCUCCUAAGAGUGUACCAGAUGCGAUGAAGAGCCUCCUCUUGCUGUGCGGACCUAAGGAUGAAGCUCCCUGACAUGUGCACCACUUCUAUUCAACUCCUCUCCGUUGGGUGACAGUUGUUGGAGAGCCACAAAGUUGUUGUUUUUCCGCUCCGCCGAGUAACAGCCGCCGGAGACGACUCGACGACCCAUUUCAUUAAUCUCUAGACUUCACGAGAAGAUCUAGAUAUUGCCCACAUUGUCUUUGUCCAAGGAGAGCCUUCGAGGUCAUAGACACUACACGACGAUCCUCCCAAAUGCUCAAGAUUUCGGUACAUUACCGAUGCAUCACCGUCACGACGCUAGAACUCUAUUUUCCUACUUUCAAUUUACUUUACACUUCAUUUAGUGAUAAUUUUUGUGUUUUUAAUUUACCAAAAUAUACUUUGUUCUAUUACGAUUCUUCUUGCUUUUACAGAUCUUAAUUUGAUUAAUUAAAUCAUCUGUAAUUGCUUACGUAAGAAUCAUCAGGUGGAAUUCUAUUUUUGCCUGAUUCGCAUUCGUCGGGUGCUGACAUCAUCUUGAUGUUCGCACCCUUAUUUUCUUUUUUUAUGAAUUUUAAAUAUAUUUCCUUUUCAAUUCUUAAUAUAAAAUUCAUAGAAAAUCGUAUUCUUUGAGGAAAAUUCUGAGUAAUUACUAGAUAUUAUAUUACAUCUUUGUGAUCAACCUAGAAAAUUAUUGCUAUUUUUAGAAGUUUUAUUAAAUUAUUAAUAAUAUAUUUAUUCAUAAAUACUUCUAAAUAUCUAAAAAUUUGUAUUUUCUAGUUUUAUAGAUUUUAUAUUUGUGUGAUUUAAUAUACAAUGACUGAGUCAACCAAAGCUACUUAACUACCUCAAAAGUGUAGCUAUGGGGGACUAAGAAGUGGCAACAGGGCAAAUAGAUGAAACUAAACACAAGAAUAAGAAGGAAGGAUAAUUCAAGAGAAGGAACAACUAGAGAAUGACAAGGAACAUAACUUAUCAGCCCCAACUAGAGAAUGACUUGGAUCACAGAAUUAGAAGAGAAGCAAAUAAAAUCCCCAUGAGAGGUCCCCACCUUGGAGACCAUGGUAGCUAGCCCCUAGUCCCUUAACUAAUUCAGAUGAAAGUUUAUCUUCCUUAAUGCUUUGUAGUCUUGCUAACUCAUAAACUAUUAUUGUUAAUCUUGGAGAUAGAAAGCAUAGGAAGGAGGUGUUAGGUCCCCAAUAGUUGGGGAGUACCCAAAGUCAUGAGAAGCAAUCAUGAGGAGAUCAUGGAGGUCGACUUGGGGUCCAAGGAGGAAGUAGGAGAGAAGGGGGAAAGUUUAGGCAAGAAAGUCCAAACAAACUGGUGUGAGGGUGAGUCUUUAAAUACCUCUUGGAAUAGAGAGGAAAUAGUAAGGAAUGGGAUAAGUGGACCUAAAUUGUCAUAUGCAGCAAUUACCUACAGUCAACACUUAAGACCUCAAUUUGUGGACUUAACGUCAUAGAAGAUGCCCUGUGUCCAAGACGGAGUCCAAACCAUAGAGUUUUCGAGGGAGGUAAACCAGUUGGCUGCCCAAUUUAGGGAGGCAAUGAUAAGUCUUCAUUAUCAUGAGUUAAUAAUUAGUAAAUAAUAUAGUUUUAGCCUUAACUCAUGAUAAAUAGACUUAUAUUUGUGUUAAAGCAUGAAAAGUGGUUUUCAGUUGAUUAACGUGAAUUUUUGGGUAAUUAUAUGAUUUUAUACGAUUUUUACAGUCUUAGUUUUGAGAUAAACGAAGAACAAGAAAUAAAAAUAAAAAUAUUGCAAAAUGGGGAGACCCGCCGGCCAGCCGGGCCCGCAAGCGGGUCGGAAGCGCAGUCGGGGAGUAGCCGCGAGCAGGGGCUCGAGCAGCUUGCUUGGAUCGAUAGGGGCACGUGUGCGCCACUCCCCUUCCACGUCACCGGUGGUCAACCGGCUGUGGGGCAAGGAGUGGUCGUACACGCGAGAGGAUUUUGCCUACAAAGCUAACUUUACUAUAUAUUCGCCCAAAUAAUCCGCGCACAACCGAUGUGGGACUAAACCCGCGUCACACCUUGUUCAAGGGCGGGCGACCGCCGCGGGUUCGAAUCCUCCCAGAGUCAAAAUUCAUAUAUUUUUAACUGAUUAUCGCGACUUUCCUGCAGAUCGCCGGUGAAGGAUUAAGCAACCGGAAUCGCUGGAUCAUCGGCGAAAAUCUCGUCAACGCGAUUCGCGGAGCAUUGCUACUAAAAUUUCUGAACGAUUCGCGAUAAAAGGAUCGCAAUCCAUCGAGUAAAUCAUCUCCGAUUGAUCGACGAACAAGCCGUCGUCGGGAAGAGGACGAUCCGCCGGGAGACCAGUCGCCACCUCCUGAGAGCGUACCAGAUGCGAUGAAGAGCCUCCUCUUGCUGCGCGGACCUGAGGAUGAAGCUCCCUAACACGCGCCUCACCUCCAUCCAGCCCCUCUCCGUCGGGUGACAGCCGCCGGAGAGCCGCAAAGUCGCCGUUUUUCCGCUCCGCCGGGUGACAGCCGCCGGAGACGAUUCGACGACCCACUUCAUUGGUCUCUAGACUUCGCGAGAAGAUCUAGAGAUUGCCCACGUCGUCUUUGUCCAAGGAGAGCCUUCGAGGCCGUGGACACUGCACGACGACCCUCCCGAACGCUCAGGAUUCCGGUGCAUCGCCGACGCGUCGCCGUCGCGACGCCGGAACUCUGUUUUCCUGCUUUAUCUAGAGAUUGCCCACGUCGUCUUUGUCCAAGGAGAGCCUUCGAGGCCGUGGACACUGCACGACGAUCCUCCCGAACGCUCAGGAUUCCGGUGCAUCGCCGACGCAUCGCCGUCGCGACGCCGGAACUCUGUUUUCCUGCUUUCAAUUUAAUUUACGCUUCAUUUAGUGAUACUUUGUUCAUUUUUAUUUACCAAACUAUACUUUGUUCAACUACGAUUCUUCCGGCUUUUACAGAUCUUAAUUUGAUUAAUUGAGUCGUCUGUAAUCGCCUAUAAUCGCCGGGCGGAACUGUGUUUCCGCCUGAUUCGCGUUCGCCGGGCGCUGACGUCAUCCUGACGUCCGCACCCUUAUUUCCUUUUUUUUUCGUGAAUUUUAAAUAUAUUUCCUUUUUAUUUCCUAGUAUAAAAUUCGUAAGAAAAUCGUACUCAUUGAGAAAAAUUCUGAAUAAUUACCAGAUAUUAUAUUACAUCCCUGUGAUCGACCUGGAAAAUUACCGCUAUUUUUGGAAUUUUUAUUGAAUUAUAAUUGAUAUAUUUAUUUAGAAAUACUUCUAAAUAUCCGAAAAUUCGUAUUUUCUAGUUUUAUAAAUUUUAUAUUUGCGUGAUUUAACAUACAACGACUGAGUCACGUCAAAUUUUGGCGCCGUUGCCGGGGAUGUAUUGCAUAAUAUUUAGUAUUUUUCUGUUUUUCUCUUAGAGUACACAAAAAAAAAAACUUUACUCUUGUUUUAUUUUCUUUUUGCCGAUUUUUAUUAGAAAAAGGGAACGAAAAGAAGCACGGCAAGGACUGGAGCAUCCUGAAGGAGGGUAACAGUUACUAACUUUUUCCCUUGAAUUUAUUGAUUUUUAUGCAUGGUAGAAGAUCCUUGCAUCCAAGGCUAGAAAAUCCUUUCAUUAUUUCAUUCAAAAAUAAAAAUCCGAAAGAAAAAUUAAUUUUGAUGGAUCCUGAAGGAAGUACAGGUCAAACUGAGAACAAUCCUAUGGCCAUGAAAAAUCAUUAUAUCCCUGAUUCAUUUCAAAGAGCAUCUAAUAUUAGAGUCCCAUUAGCACCCACUGUUAAAUUCGAAAUAAAUCUAGGAAUUUUUCAAAUGCUCCCUAAUUUUCAUGGAUUGCCUUUAGAGGAACCUCAUCAGCACUUAGAAAAAUUUCAUAUGGUCUGUGAUUUAGUUAAUCUCCCUCAAGUUACACCAGAAAUCAUUAAGAUGAAAUUAUUCCCUCAUACACUUAGGGACAAAGCUAGUCAUUGGCUAUCCACAUUAGAUAGAGAAUUAACUAGCUGGAAAGAUAUAGAACAGGCCUUUCUUCGAAAAUUUUAUCCCUUAGGAAAAACUCAAAAUAUGAGAAAACAUAUAUGGAGUUUUUCUCAAAGACCAGGAGAAACUUUGCAUGAGACAUGGGAAAAAUUUAAAGAUUUACUUAGAAAGUGUCCUCAUCAUGCUAUACCCAAGUGGCAGCUCAAUAGAAUUUUUUAUGAUGGAUUAUUAGAACAACAUAGAAAUAUGGUUGAUUCUAUAUGUGGAGGAGCUUUUAUGGAGAAAACUCCUGAUGAGAUUUACAGUCUUUAUGAGAAUUUAAGUGAAAAUUCUAGAGAUCAAGCCUCUUUUGAAUUAUAUGACAGGGAUAAGAAGAGAGGAAUUUAUGAAUUGCAUCAUGAUGAUGAUUCUAAACUUAGAAAUGAGGUUAAUCAGAUUAAUCAAAGAUUAGAAAAAAUUGAUUUACUCAUUGACAAUAUUAGAAAGCCUUUUAACCCUCAACUUAAUUCGAAUAGUACAUGUCCUAUGUAUGGUGAAAACGAUUAUUCUGAAUUUCAAUGUUAUAAUUUAGAUCAAUCAUUUCAUCCUAUGCAAGAACAAGUGCAAGUAGCUCACGGUUUUAAUAGAAAUAGGGAAAAUUUUUCAAAUUCUUAUAAUCCUAAUUGGAGGAAUAAUCUUUCAUGGAGAGACCCAAAUAAUAUUCAAAAUCCAGAAGCACUUAGACCCAAUUCAAACUCUGAAUUUCGUCCAAAACAAGAAAAUAGAUUUCAGAAAAAUCAGCCCUCUCAAACCCAACCUGAUGCUAUGGAAAUGAUGCAGCAAAUGAGCCAAAUGAUGCAACAAACUAUGAAUCAAAUGAUGCAGCACCAGAAACAAAUUAUAGAGGCUCUUGAGAAUAAGAGAGAAGAGGGACAGCUACCUAGUCAGCCCAUAGAAAAUUCAGAAAACUGUCCAACAGUAAGAUUUCAGCAAGAAGAGUCUAGCUGGAUAAAUUUAGAAAAAAACCCACGAAAUGAAAAUGUUAGGACAGUGAAUAUAUUGAGUGAGAAUAUUUUACCUGAACCUUAUUUCCAAUUAUUAGAAGAAAUUGAUGAUCCAUUAGAAGUAAAUGAGAAUAUUAAGGCCAAAAAUGUAGUAGCAGAAAAUUUGAAUAAAAUCAGUUAUUGCUCACAAUUGAUGAAUGAAUAUAGUGAGGAUGAUGAGGAGAAAGAACCCUUAGAUGAAGAAACAGCAACUGAUCAUAGAAAAAUCAUCCAAAUUUUAGUAGAAGGGAGUAAGGACAGAAAUGAAGAAAAAUAUAUUUCAAGUGAGGAAAAAUCAACUGAUUUGGGAGAUGUAGGAGACGAAAUUAAUGAAUCUAAUCAUAAUUUUGCAGCCAUGGAUGUUGAUUGUGAGGAUGAUGAUGUAUAUCAUAUACCAAAAUUAAAAGAUAGCUCUUGGGAAGAUGAAGAAUUUGAUGAGUUGAGAAACGAAAAGCUAGAAAAAGAAUUGAUUCAACUAAUGGGAACAAGCGAAAAUAAUAGAUGUGAAUAUAGAAAUAAUUUUGGAGGAGAAAAUUUGAAUUUUACUGAAUUCAUUAGAUCUGAGAUUAAAGAAGACAAUCCUUCCAUCCUUCAAAACCCACAGCCCAUUAGAAUUAUUUCUAAGCUUGAAAUAUUUCACUCCUCACAAAUUGAACAAAUAUGUAUGGAAGAUAAAAUGGAGCAGGGGAAGAUUAUGCAGAUAAAAGAAGACAUUAAGAAAUGGGUGAGUGGAAGAAUUAGAGAUACCAAUUUAGAUGAAAAAAUUUUAGAUUGGGCAAGAGCUAAUCUGAAAAUUAUACGGCCUGAUCACAUUUUAUGGUUUAUUAAUAGAAAGUAUUUAUUAAUGAAUGAGAGCCUAACAAAACAAGAUAGAAAUAAGGAAAGAUUCUUUUCAAAAUGGAAAUAUUAUUUUUGGGAAAAUUUUGUUAAUUUCCAUUUUAUUUUGGCUGAAAGUAUGUCAAGGUAUAUAUAUGAAGUAUAUGAAUUUAUGCUAAAUCUGAAAAAGAAUAUCAUAAAACUUACCUUGGGAUACAAAUAUAUUUUGAUGGCCAUAGAUCAGCUUAUAUGAUAUAAGAGCUGUCCAGCUGGAGACAUUAAAUUCAGCGCUGCAUGGGAGGCAACCCAUGGUUUUUAUUUCAUUCUGUUUGAUUUUUUUUUAAGCUCUGUUUUUCUUAGAAUUUCGCAGUACUUGUUUCUGUAUUUGUUUUUCUUUCGAAAAAGUGCAGGAGGAGUGUAAGAUGAAGUGGAAAAUUAAAAACGAGGUUGAGGUGAUAUCUUUCUGAGCUUCAUCAUUUAUGAAAAUAUUUUUAAUGCUUAACUUUGCAGAUAUGCAUGCUUCACUUGAAAAUUAUAUUUUCUGCAUAUUCUGUUUCGAGUUUUCUGUGUCAUUGAGGACAAUGUCAUUUUUAAGUUGGGGGGUGAAGUAUUCAUUAUUAAUUUAUGCUGUAGGAUGAUUAAGAACAUGUGUUUGCAUUUUAUUCAACUUAGAACAGCAACUAAAAAAAAUAAAAAUAAAAUAAAAUUCGGAAAAAUUGCAACAUCUAUUUUCUGGUUUUCUGUCAGAAACAACAGACUGUCAAAAACAGAAGACAAAAAACAGCCCGAAAUUUGAAAUUCUAGAAGACCCUUUUCUCACAUUUCAAUCCCCUAGAUAUAUAUUACUGAAAUUCGAAAUUACAGCUAUAAAGAAGAUAGUUUUGAUUUAUUUUUGACAAAUUUAUUGCUGCUAAAAAUAGAACUGAAAACAGAAAACGGAAUUGUCAGAACUAUCUAAUUUACAAAUUCCUUACAUCAUAUUGCAUGCAUGAAAAAUUAAAUCAAUUAGAUUGAUUGAUACCAAAAGAUACUAGGAAGAUUAUUAUUGAGUCAAAAGAAUGAUCUAGUAGCAUGAAAUGUUGGAAUACUCCUUGGAUACAUGAUAGAUAACAUGGAUUUGAUUUUACAGAUUUUCACUUCAUGAUCUUGAUGGAUAAUAUUUACUUGAUGUCAAAAUUUGAUUGAUCAUUUGAGUUUAAUGGAGAUUUUUGCACCCUGAUCUAUAGGACUUGUGAGGAGAAAUCACUUAUUUCAAAAAAAAAAAAAAAAAAAAAAAAGAGAGAGCAAUGUGAAAAAUCUAGAAACGAAGAGUACACAUGGAGGGUGUGAGACAUCAUUCUCAUUGUCGAAAAUCGUGCAUAGAAAAACACUUGCUGAAAAAUAAGUGGAUAAAGUGAAAGCCCUGAAAAUGAAGAGUACACAUGGAGGGUGUGAGACAUCAUUCUUAUUGUCGAAAUUUGUCUACAGGAAAAGCUACUUAUCCACUAUAUAUAUAAAAAAAAAAAAGAAGGAAGAAAUAUAGUGCAAACUUCAAAAAUCAAGUCAUAGAAAAAGGGAAAUGUAAGAUCAAUAUUAUUCUUGGAUGAGUAUUGAUAAUUGGAACAUCUUGUAAAUACAUCUAUGAGUGAAGAAGUGAUAAAGAUGUGAAUAGAAGAAGUGAAGUCUAGAUUGUUAUUCCAAGGAGUGUUUAAACAUUUAAGUGCUUGACAUCAUUCUUAAAUACUUGAUAUAAGAAUCCAAAGUGUUUAAAGGUGCAUCAUUUCUAAUUGUAUUUCUUUUCUGUAUUGAAAUGUGAUGUUUGAGAUUUGUAAAUUUUUAUUUUCGUAAUUCCAUUGCUAAGGGACUAGCAAUGAUUUAAGUUGGGGGGUGUGAUAAGUCUUCAUUAUCAUGAGUUAAUAAUUAGUAAAUAAUAUAGUUUUAGCCUUAACUCAUGAUAAAUAGACUUAUAUUUGUGUUAAAGCAUGAAAAGUGGUUUUCAGUUGAUUAACGUGAAUUUUUGGGUAAUUAUGUGAUUUUAUACGAUUUUUACAGUCUUAGUUUUGAGAUAAACGAAGAACAAGAAAUAAAAAUAAAAAUAUUGCAAAAUGGGGAGACCCGCCGGCCAGCCGGGCCCGCAAGCGGGUCGGAAGCGCAGUCGGGGAGUAGCCGCGAGCAGGGGCUCGAGCGGCUUGCUUGGAUCGAUAGGGGCACGUGUGCGCCACUCCCCUUCCACGUCACCGGUGGUCAGCCGGCUGUGGGGCAAGGAGUGGUCGUACACGCGAGAGGAUUUUGCCUACAAAGCUAACUUUACUAUAUAUUCGCCCAAAUAAUCCGCGCACAACCGAUGUGGGACUAAACCCGCGUCACACCUUGUUCAGGGGCGGGCGACCGCCGCGGGUUCGAAUCCUCCCAGAGUCAAAAUUCAUAUAUUUUUAACUGAUUAUCGCGACUUUCCUGCAGAUCGCCGGUGAAGGAUUAAGCAACCGGAAUCGCUGGAUCAUCGGCGAAAAUCUCGUCAACGCGAUUCGCGGAGCAUUGCUACUAAAAUUUCUGAACGAUUCGCGAUAAAAGGAUCGCAAUCCAUCGAGUAAAUCAUCUCCGAUUGAUCGACGAACAAGCCGUCGUCGGGAAGAGGACGAUCCGCCGGGAGACCAGUCGCCACCUCCUGAGAGCGUACCAGAUGCGAUGAAGAGCCUCCUCUUGCUGCGCGGACCUGAGGAUGAAGCUCCCUAACACGCGCCUCACCUCCAUCCAGCCCCUCUCCGUCGGGUGACAGCCGCCGGAGAGCCGCAAAGUCGCCGUUUUUCCGCUCCGCCGGGUGACAGCCGCCGGAGACGAUUCGACGACCCACUUCAUUGGUCUCUAGACUUCGCGAGAAGAUCUAGAGAUUGCCCACGUCGUCUUUGUCCAAGGAGAGCCUUCGAGGCCGUGGACACUGCACGACGACCCUCCCGAACGCUCAGGAUUCCGGUGCAUCGCCGACGCGUCGCCGUCGCGACGCCGGAACUCUGUUUUCCUGCUUUAUCUAGAGAUUGCCCACGUCGUCUUUGUCCAAGGAGAGCCUUCGAGGCCGUGGACACUGCACGACGAUCCUCCCGAACGCUCAGGAUUCCGGUGCAUCGCCGACGCAUCGCCGUCGCGACGCCGGAACUCUGUUUUCCUGCUUUCAAUUUAAUUUACGCUUCAUUUAGUGAUACUUUGUUGAUUUUUAUUUACCAAACUAUACUUUGUUCAACUACGAUUCUUCCGGCUUUUACAGAUCUUAAUUUGAUUAAUUGAGUCGUCUGUAAUCGCCUACGUAAGAAUCGCCGGGCGGAACUGUGUUUCCGCCUGAUUCGCGUUCGCCGGGCGCUGACGUCAUCCUGACGUCCGCACCCUUAUUUCCUUUUUUUUUCGUGAAUUUUAAAUAUAUUUCCUUUUUAUUUCCUAGUAUAAAAUUCGUAAGAAAAUCGUACUCAUUGAGAAAAAUUCUGAAUAAUUACCAGAUAUCAUAUUACAUCCCUGUGAUCGACCUGGAAAAUUACCGCUAUUUUUGGAAUUUUUAUUGAAUUAUAAUUGAUAUAUUUAUUUAGAAAUACUUCUAAAUAUCCGAAAAUUCGUAUUUUCUAGUUUUAUAAAUUUUAUAUUUGCGUGAUUUAACAUACAACGACUGAGUCACGUCAGGCAAUAAUGGGUAAAUUUAAUGCAAACAUGCCUUACCUUAUGACAAUUUCAAACGAAUUAAGAAGUGUAGUAAAAUUGUGUGAUAGUGUAACAGUGUGGAUGCCCUAGAUGCAAGGCACAUCAUCAUUAGAUUUGAAAAUAGGGAGGGCUUUUGCAUUGUCUGGAGUAGGACGAUGUUGGAAGGUGGAGGAACUGUGGAUGACAACUUUUCAUUGAUCCGCCUUCUUCUCCCAUGGAGUGAACCCACCCUUCACCUUGAUUUGGGUGGGGUUCCCAUGCAUCAAGGUACAUUUUCUUAACCCAUCAGCCCUCAAAUUGAUUGUAUCCAUGAUUGACACAUUCAUUAGUGCUGAUAGAGAUGUAACUCAAUUCACACAACUGGACUAUUCCCAAGUGUGUAGAAGUGAACAUCGCACAGUGCAUCCCCAAAACUAUUAUAAUUAAAAAAGGAUUGAGAGGUCAUAGAGCAAAAGGUGGUUGUGGAAAAUGUAUGAUCCUAUCGUAGUGCAUGUUAGAAGAUUGGCCAUGACAACUGGAACUAUCAUUUCAAUUGAAAGGAGAGGGGGUGCCAAGGGAGGAGAGGGAUGGGGAAUGAGAAGUCUAGGAGAGGAGGAAGCAUGGAGACACUAAGACAUGGAAAUGGGGGGACGAAAGGGUAGAGAUGGGGAAGUGAAGUAAGGCUAUAUGGAGGGCAGGCAAGAUGGACUGGAAACUACUAUAGAAGGAGUUGACAUGGAAGAAGGGAGGAAGAGGAUUGGAGAUGAGCAGGUAAUGAUUACUAGAUCUAUUGUGGGAGUAGUUGGGAAAUCUGUGGAACCACGGAAGACUGGAGCAAGACAAGCUGGAGAGUGUACCAUAGUAGGGACCUCUAGGAUAAGGAAGAUACCCUAGUCAGUCAAAGUGUCCCUUAGGUAGUGAGUCAAGAGGAUCCCAAGAGGGAGGAGGUAGCAAGAGUAGGAGAGGGGGAAGGAUUAUCCCUACUCCUAGUAAGAGAAGCAACAUCAAGGGGGCCACGACCACACUAGUAUCAGAGCCCCAAGGCCCUGUCCAACACACCACACCACAAGGAGAGAAGAUCGAUAGCCAAGGGAAGACGAUUGAGGAGGGAGAUAUUCAAGGCAAGGCAACUGAGGUGUAAUCUCUCAAGGGAAAUCCAAGAGCCUUAGACCCAAGGUUUAUCAUAUUGAAUAUGCAAGCAUGGCUAGAAUAAGGAGGUAGCGUAAGUUCCCGAUUGGUAGCAGUUCGUGUUGGGUUGAUCUUAUGUUGGUCAGUGUGUCACCUCACCAAGCACAUCUGAUAUAAAGGCUCGUGAAGCAUUAUGAUACUAGAAACUUAAGCGUCAUGAUACCAUUAGGGAUAUAAAGAUAAUAAUUAAGGAUUAUUUGGUAAAAUAGACAUUAUCAAUUAUCUUUAAAAUCUUGAUAGCAAUCGUGAAUACGGCAAUCCGUUCUUCCCUUCUUUUGCACAAUCAACGUCUCUGGUGAUCGACAAAGCUCGUUCCUUCCUCCCUUGACUAUACGUAAGGCCUCUAGUGAGUGGUGAGUUCUUUCCUUUUCCCACAGACAACGGUGACAAUGUGGUCAACCCCUCUUUCGAUAGAUCUCUUUGACAAGCGACGCAGCACUUUCAAACAACACUUCUAUGACUUCCAAUGUGGUGUGGCAUGUCCAAAUAAAACUAAGCCGCCACACUUGUCUCCAAUUGUCUAAGAGGCAGAUUAAACUUGGACAAUAAUUUAUUUCUUACUUUUAGUAUUUACUUAUCUUCUUUUAUGGUAAAUUAUUUCUAUUUCAUACAUAUUUUGAUUGAAAUGAGUAAAAUUAAUUCAAAACUUGAUGAACGAUCUUCGUUCUUCUUCUAAAUCCUCUAAAUUUUGUCUUAAAUUAAGCUAGGAUCAUUUUUAACUUAUUUUUUAUUGAUUUUCAUAGUUGAAUCUCGACAUAUUUAUGUUUUCAGUGUUUCACAAAUAAGAAAUAUAUUUUUAUUUUCGAACACGUAGUCACUAAUAGUUGCAAAAUAGUAGUUGCACCUAUAUAUUAAUAUCUUAUAUAUAUAGGUGUUAAUUAAUAGGUAGAUAAUAUAAUUAUACAUGUGUUACUGACUUAUUAUGACAUUAUAAUAUUUUAUCAUUUAAGUCUUAAUAUAUAUUAUUUUACUUAUUUUUAAUUAUAUUAUGAGACUAACCUCACUUUACUUUUAUGAAGUCAAGUGAUGAUUCUCUCACAUUUUUUUGAUAAUUAUUUGCAUACAAAGACUUAAGUGAGCUCUUAUUAUGAGUUGAAAAUAAAAGAAGAAGUCCAAGCCUUCAACAUAAUAAAAAGCCUAAGCCUUAUAGAGAGGGUUGAUGAUAACUCAAGACUUGGGAUGUCGUAGGUCCUAAGUGAGGUUAUUUAAAACUAUUUAUAUUUUUACUAUCAUAAUCAAUCUAAUAAGUAGAGAAGGUAAGAUAGGGGUUGACGUAACUCAGUCAUUAUAUAGUAAAUCAUGUAAAUUUAAAAUUUAUAAAACUAGAAAAUAUAAAUUUUUAGAUAUUUAGAAGUAUUUCUAAAAAAAUAUAUCAAUUAUAAUUCCAUAAAAAUUCCAAAAAUAGUGGUAAUUUUCCAAGUCGAUCAUAAGGAUGUAAUAUAAUAUUUGGUAAUUAUUUAGAAUUUUCCUCAAAGAAUACUAUUUUGUAUGAAUUUUAUAUUAUUAAGUGAAAAGAAAAUAUAUUUAAAAUUCACGAAAAAGUGAAAUAAGGGUGCGGACGUUAGGAUGAUGUCAACGUCUGGCGAAUGCAAAUUAGGCAAAAACAUAGUUCCGCUCAAUGAUUCUUACGUAAGCGAUUAUGUAAGAAUCGUAAAAGCCGAAAGAAUCGUAAUAGAAUGAAGUAUAUCUUGGUAAAUUUAAAAUCAACAAAUUAUCACUAAAUGAAACGUAAAGUAAGUUGAAAGUAGGAAAAUAGAGUUCCGGUGUCAUGGUGACGAUACAUCGGCGAUGCAUUGAAAUCUUGAGCAUUCAGGAGGAUAGUCGUGUAGUGUCCAUGGCCUCGAAGGCUCUCCUUGGACAAGGAUGAUGUGGCCAAUUUCUAGAUCUCCUUGCAAAGUCUAGAGAUCAAUAAAAUAGGUUGUCGAAUCGUCUCCGGCAGCUAUCACCCGGUGGAGCGGAAAAAUAGCAACUUUGCAGCUCUCCGGAAGAUGUCACCUAACGGAGAAGAGCUAGAUGGAGGUGGGGCGCGUGUCAAGGAGCUUCAUCCUUAGGUUCGCGCAGCAAGAGGAGGCUCUUCAUCGCAUCUAGUACGCUCUCAAGAGGUGGCGACUCGUCUCUCGGCUGAUCGUCCUCUUCCCAAUGAUGGCUUGUUUGUCAAUUAAUCGGAGAUGAUUUACUUGAUAGAUUCGUGAUCCUUUUAUUGCGAAUCGUUCAAAAAUUUUAGUAACAAUGCUCCCUGAAUCAUGUUGACGAAAUUUUCACUGAUGAUCUAACAAUUCUAGUUGCUUAAUCCUUCAUCGGUGAUCUAUAGUAAAGUCACGAUAAUCAGAUAAAAAAUAUAAAUUUUGGCUCUAGGAGGAUUCGAACCCACACUGGUUGUUCGCCUUUUUUAGGGAGGUGACAUAGGUUUAGUCCCACAUCAGUUGUGCACUGAAUUUUUGGGCGAAUAUAUAGUAAUGUUAGAUUUUUAAGUAAGUCCCUUUCUCACGUAUGUACAGCCACUCUUUGUCCCACAGUCAGUUGACCACUGGUGACAUGGAAAGGGAGUGGCACAAAUGUGCCUUAUCGGUCCAAGUUGCUCGAGCCCCUAGCUCACGACUCCUCCUUGACUGGACUUUCGAUCCACUUGUGGGCCCAACUGGUUGGUGGGACUCCCUAUUUUACAAUAUUAUAUUUUUAUUUCUUUUUUUUCAUUUAUCUCAAAAGUAAGACUAUAAAAAUCAUAUAAAAUCACAAAAUUACUCAAAAAUUCACGUUACUCAAUUGAAAACUACUUUGCAUACUUUAACACAAAUAUAAGUCUAUUUAUCAUGAGUUAAGGCUAAAACUAUAUUAUUUACUAAUUAUUAACUCAUGAUAAUGAAGACUUAUCAAGAGUCGAACCACAAGGAGAAAGACUAAUGAUCUUAAGAAAUCUUAAGUAAUGAGAAGAAAUAAGUAAGAAAAUUGACAAGAGAAAGAGAGAUGGGAGAUGAGUGGCAGAUGAAAAAUAUGAGUGAAAUGAGGUGUAAUGAAGGAAACCCUAGAUCAUGAUUGACCUAGGGAGUGUAGAAAAGAAGUUUUGAGAGUAUUUUAAUGAGAAAUAGUGGUUGAGGUUGAUAAAGAAUAAUGUAACUACUAAAAAUAUUGGUGUCAUAUGUUGGAAGAAAACACUUUGAUCUUGUGAUUUCUGACUAUAGUGAGUGUUUUAAGUUUUUCUUAAGCUAGAUUUUCAAGAAGACAUUUAGGUAAGUGCUAAAAGAAGAAAAGAGAGUGUCGCCGCACAUCACAUACAACAGUGCACCAAAUAUAUAUAAAACUUAUGUGGCUGAAACGUGUCGUUAAUUGGGGAAAAUUAUGGAAAAACCCUUAGAAUGUGUGAAAUAAUAUAUAUAUAUCCCUAAAUUACUUAAAUAUCCUCAACUCAAAUAUAUCAAAAUAAAUUCAAAAAAAUCAUAAAAAAUUCAAAAAUAUUUGUGAAAUAAGUAUUUUUUAUAAUAAUUAUGAAGUUACUAUUUGGCUAUUUUAUGGAUGAUAACAUGCUAAAACAAGAUAUUUAAUCCUAAAAUAUAUUCACUUUAAGGUAAUUAAUGAGUAGUUUUAACAUACUAUCAGUUGGCCUAAUAUAUUUAUGGCCCAAGAGAGAGCAUCAUCUUGGCCUAGCCCAUUUGGACUUAAAAGGGCUAUCAAGAGAUGAGAUCUAGGCCGCCUAUCUUAGGGCACCUUAAGAUGAGAUUAAAAGAAGGAUUAGAGCACCACCCUCAUGAAAUGAUCUAGGCCGUCCACUAAGAGAGUUGGUUAUUAAUCAUAACCAUCCAUUAGAGGGGCCUAAUUCUCGAGAGGAUUAAGGUAUUUCACCCCCUUCUUAGAGGGCGCUUUUUGGCUCUCUCUUUAGUAGUGACUAGUUAAAGGAAAUAAGAGAAAAAUCAAGGCCUGAUUAAAAGCAUUCCCGUGCCUAAAAUCAUCAUGAAGAAGAGAUUACUUGAAGCGUAUCAAGAUCAUCUUGGAUCAAGUAUCAUUCGACUUAGAACUAACGCACAACGAGGUUUGUGCAAUGUCCAGAUUUUGGAUGUCUUUGUAAUCCUCUCCAUAGAUAAAUUAACUUUUAAUUUGAAUUAGUUUUAUCAUUUAUUUUAUCAUUUCAUUACAUUAGAUCUAUUUUAUCCUCUUUGUCACGUUUUUCAUAACUCUUGUCUUUACUCUUUUACAUUUAAUUUCACCCUUCACAAUCUCAAGGAUAUAUAUAUAUAUAUAAAAUAAAAUAAGUGAAAUUCUUACUUACAAUACCCAUGCUCUUUAAGGAUCGACCCUUACUUAUCAUAAAUAUAAGAGUAAGAUUUUAUAAAUAUUAUUUACAUGAAUUUGAUUGUGUCACAACAACAUAUUUAAAUUUUAAUUUGAGUUCAUUAGUCAUUGAGAUUAAAGGCUGAUUAAUGAGAAUCUAAUGGUUAAAGCAAAUUAGAGACAUUCAUGACUAAUCGACGCGACUCAAUCAUUGUAUAUUAAAUCACGUAAAUAUAAAAUUUAUAAAACUAAAAAAAAUAAAUUUUUGAAUAUUUAGAAGUAUUUAUGAACAAAUAUAUCAAUUAUAAUUCAAUAAAACUUCCAAAAAUAGCAAUAAUUUUCCAGGUCAAUCAUAGGGAUGUAAUAUAAUAUCUGGUAAUUAUUUAGAAUUUUCUUUAGAUAAUACUAUUUUAUAUGAAUUUUAUACUAAGAAAUGAAAAUGAAAUAUAUUUAAUAUUCACAAAAAAAGGAAAUAAGGGUGCGGGCAUCAAGAUGAUGUCAGCACUUGGCAAAUGCGAAUCGAGCAGAAAUAGAGUUCCACCCAGUGAUUCUUACAUAAGCACUUACAUAUGAUUUAAUUAAUCAAAUUAAGAUUUGUAAAAGUUGGAAAAAUCGUAAUUGAGCAAAGUGUAUUUUGGUAAAUUAAAAAUACAAAAAUUAUCACUAAAUGAAGCAUAAAGUAAAUUGAAAAUAGAAAAACAGAGUUCCAGUGUCAUGACGGCGAUGCGUCAGCAAUGCACCAGAAUCUUGAGCGUUCAGGAGGAUUGUCGUGUAGUGUCCAUGGCCUUGAAGGCUCUCUUUGGACGAAGGUGACGUGGGCAAUCUCUAGAUCUUUUCGUGAAGUCUAGAGAUUAAUGAAAUGGGUCGUCGAGUCAUUUCCGGUGGCUGUCACUUAACAGAGCGGAAAAACGGUGACUUUGCGGCUCUCUAGCGACUGUCACCCAACAGAGAGGAGCUAGAUGGAGGUGGGGCGCAUGUCAAGGAGCUUCAUCCUCAGGUCCGCACAGUCAAAGGAGGCUCUUCAUCACAUCUGGUACGCUCUUAGGAGGUGGCGACUCGUCUCCUGGCAGAUCAUCAUCUUCCCAACGAUGGCUUGUUUGUCGAUCAAUCGGAGAUUAUUUACUUGAUGGAUUUGUGAUCUUUUUAUCGCGAAUCAUUCAGCAAUUUUAGUAGCAAUGCUCCGCGAAUCGCGUUGACGAGAUUUUUGGUGAUGAUCUAGCGAUUCUCGUUGCUUAAUCCUUCACCGACGAUCUGUAGGAAAGUCGCGAUAAUCACAUAAAAAUAUAUGAAUUUUGACUAUGAGAGGAUUUGAACCCACACCAGUCGCCUGCCUCUUCUAAAGAAGGUGUGACGGGGGUUUAGUCCCACAUCGGUUGUGCGCCAAUUUUUCAAGCAAAUAUAUAGUAAUGUUAGCUUUCUAAGCAAAGUCCCUUCUCUCACGUGUACGAUCACUCCUUGCCUCACAACUAGCUAGCCAUUGGUGAUGUGGAAGAGGGAGUGGCACACACGUGCCCUUAUCGGUCCAAGCUACUCGAGCCCCUACUCACGGCUACCCCCCGAUUGUGCUUCUAACUCGCUUGCAGGCCCGGCUGGCCAGCGGGUCCCCCCAUUUUUGUAAUAUUUUUAUUUUUAUUUAUUUUUCUUUAUUUAUCUCAAAAGUAAGACUAUAAAAAUUAUAUAAAAUCACAUAAUUACCCAAAUUUUCACUUUAAUUAACUGAAAACCACUUUUCACACUUUAACACAAAUAUAACUAUAUUUAUCAUGAGUUAAGGCUAAAACUAUAUUAUUUACUAAUUAUUAACUCAUGAUAAUGAAGACUUAUCACUAACCUUAUGUCAUGUGUGUGAAUUCUCGAGCACACAUCCAUCUAAGAAUAAUGUUUACCAUGAAAAUAAGUUGACCGUAUUUCUCUCCUUCUUUAUCUUUGUCUUAUAUAUAUAUAUAUAUAUAUGUCAUGAGACUGCUUCUUCUCUCUCCAUCUCUCGUGAGAUCUCUCCCUUUCUCUUGAUCAAUCUCUUUCUCUUUCUCUCUAACAAUUGAUCUUCCUCUCUCUUCUCUCUCUCUCCUCUCUCUUUCUCGUGAGACCUUUCUCUAUCUCUAUCUCACAUGAGAUUUCCUUCUCUCUCUCCUCUCUCUUUCUCAUGAGACCUUUCUCUAUCUCUAUCUCAGAUGAGAUUUCCUUCUCUCUCUUCUCUCUCUCUCUCCAUCUCACAUGAGAUUUCUUUCUCUCUCUUCUCUCUCUCUCUCCAUCUCACAUGAAACUUUUCCUAUCUCUUCUCUCUCUCUUUUUCUCCUUCCUUUUCUUCACUUCCCUUCUUUAUUCUUCUCACCUCACCCUUCUAUUUUAUUAUUUAUAUUAAAUAUUAAUAUAAUAUUAAAAUUACUUUAUAUAUAAACUAAAUUACUUUUCAUGACAAAUUGAUCAAUCUCCCUAUGUUCGACCUAAGACUUACUUCUAUAUUAAUCUUUUAUUAAGUUUUAGUUAUAAAUAUUAUUAGAUAAUGUGCAUUUAAGCACAAUGACAAGUGCACAUCAUCUUUUUGGCAUCAUUGUUGAGGAGAUUUGUUUUCAAUUAGUGUUAAUUGAUUUAGUUUUUUUCAUAUUUCAGUGAUUUUUUUAAAAAUAUAAUUAUUAGACCUUUCAUUAUUUUUAUUAUUUCAUUUAAAUAUUAUUUCGAAAAAUGAAAAAAAAGUUUAUUAGGCUCAAUUGAUUUCUAUUUAUUUCAUAAAUUAGAAUUUUAACUCUUUAAUUUCUAUUUAUUUACUUGAGUAUUUUAAAUUUCACAUUAAUUUUAUACUUCUCUUUGACAUACUUAUUAGAAUUAUAUAUUCAUGUCAUGAUCAUUGCUAUAUUUAAAUUAUAAAAAACUUAAUUAAUGAAUGGUAGAUACAGCUUGCAACCAAUCUUAGAAAAUCUAACUACCAACCAAUCUAAGAAUUUAGGAGCACAAGAAAAAUGAAAUUUACCACCCAUGUUAAUGACUCCAAUAAUAGAAAAAGGAAAAAAAUCAUCUUCUAUUGAAGUAGAAUCACCUAGAAUGGAUCAUCCAGCCUAAGAGAGUGAGAAUGUUGAAAAUACUCAACUUUAUAAACCUAUAUGUGAUUAUUAUACACUUGAUUUAUAUAGACUUACUUUGCAAGUUAUACCUCUUAUUUUGCCAAAUGCUCAUUUUGAUAUUCAUCAUAGCACUCUACAAAUACUUUCUGAAUUUCGUGGGUUAACUAAUGAGGAACCACAUCAACAUAUUCUUUGUUUUCUAGUUGCAUGUGAACUUAUUCAUUUUCCUAAUAUUCCUUAAGAUACACUUAGGUUACGUCUCUUCUCAUAUUCAUUGCAUGAUAAAGCUAGAGAUUAGCUCACAUCAUUACCACAUGAAAUCACCACAUAAUUAGAACUAGAGCAAGUAUUUUUAGAAAAUUCUAUCCCAUUUGCAAGACUUAUGCCAUCUAGAAAGUCAUUCUCCAAUUUACUCAAAAAUUAGGAGAAGUAUUCCAUGAAUCUUGAAAAAGAUUCAAGGAGCUUUAAAGGAGAUGUCCACAUCAUGAAAUUACCAAAUGACAAUUAAAUCAUAAAAACAGUAUAGAUGCUACAUGUGGAGGCACAUUCAUGAGUAAUGAUGAGGAUGAAAUUUAUAAAUUAUCUAAAAAUUUAAGUAGAAAUUCUGCUAAAAGUGAAUAUUUUGCUUUAUAUGAUCACAACAAUAAUGAAAAUAAAAGAAAAAUAUUUGAGAUUAGAAAUAAUGAUACAUUAGACAUUAGAAAUGAAGUUAGUGAGGUUCAUCAAAAGUUAAAUGUUUUAUAUAAUCAUUUGCUACAUAAAAAGGGACACAAUAUUCAUAUUAUAGAUGUUCAUCAUGUGAUAGGACUGAUCAUUAUAAAUCUAAAUAUCCUAAUUUAGAUCAAGAGCAUACACAUGCACUUCAUGAUCAUAGGAAUCAGUCAAAUCCUUAGAAAAUUAGAAUAAUUUUUUAAAUUCUCAAAAUCAUGUCAUGCAUUAUCAAUCAUUUCAUAGACCUAAUCAUGCAUUUAGACCUCCUCAUCAACCACAAUAUAAUGCUAAGCCCUCUUUUCAUCAAAAUAGUCAUAAUUUCUAGCAAGGUACUCAUUAGCUACUAGCCCACAAUUUCACCCCUUCUUCUACAAGUUCGGUCCCCAAUUUUAACCCACAAUAUCCUAAUUCAUAUCAAAAUCAAUCUGAUAUGAAUUCAAAAUCAGUGCAACAGUUUAUGGGACAAAUGAUGUAAUAAUUUCAGGAAAUAAAUAUAUCUAUGAUGAAAAUGAGGGAGAAAAUUAGAUAAGAAAAUCAGCAAACAACUCUUAGGUUAGAAAAAGAGAUAGGUAAAUUAGUCUUGGCCAAUUCAAAAUGUGAAACAGGUCAUCUUCCUAGUCAACCCAUCAUGAAGUCAAAAUCAGUCUUCUAAUAGCGAUGAACCAUCUACAUCUCAAGGUUUUGAAAAUGUAGAAGUGAUGACAACUUUUAGGAGUGGAAUGCAACUCAAAGAUUCAUAUGCAUCAGAUUUUCUAGAAAAAUACGUUAAUAAUGAUGAAGUGCUGAAUGAUGAGGAUAAUGAACAUAAUAGUUUAUUUUCUGAUGAUGAGAAUUUAGAGGAAGAAAAAUAAGAAUCAAAAAAAGAAAAAUCAAAAAUACCAACCAUUCCUAUUUUAUCAUAGCAAGAUGAACUUAGAAAAAUAGUCCCUUUUCCUAAGAUAGUAGAACCAAAACUUAGGAAAAGAGUUGAACCUAAUGAAGAACUUAUGGAAAUAUUUAAACAAGUUCAUAUCUCUAUUCCUUUGGUAGAUGUAAUUAAACACAUACCUACAUAUGUGAAAUUUUUAAAAGAAUUAUACACACUAUUAAAGCUAGAUUUUUGUGUUUUAAUUAGUUUUAUUAUUUUAUUUUAUUUUAUUUUAUUAACUUGAAAACUAAAUAUAGAAUGUUGUGUUAAUUUUAUAAGUUUGAAGUUAAAAUAUUCGUGUAAUUUUAUAUCAUUUAAAAAUAUAUACAAAAUAAAUUAUAAAAAUAUUCUGCCCAUUGGCAAGUCAACACUCAACAAUUGACCUAGAGGGGUAGUGCAAUCGAGUGGGUAGACUCAAAUAAGGAGAGCCACGAGUUGGGCUCGAGUGGCAAAGGACUCACUACAUGCACAUGUGCAUCACUCCCCUUCCAUGUCCUAGUGGCCAACCAGUCAUGGAGCAAGGAGCAUCCGUACGCACAUGCACGCACGAAGGUGGACCCCCUUUUUGCCUUCUCCCAAGAUAGUCAUGAGCAUUAUUUUAUUUCAGGAGAAGGGAUCUCUACUAAGAGAAUAACUUUGAGUUAUAUUCAGCUUAAAUCAUCUCAAACUUUUGAUGUGGGACUAACUAUUUUCAUAUGUUUCAGUGCAGUCAUUUGGAGUGUUGUGUGAUCUAGUGGUAUUUAGCAAGCCACAUCAUCGGUGGAUAUAAUGCCAUGAUAUUAGAUGUGUAAAGUGAUCCAUCAACAAUUUGUGAAUCUAACAUCGUGAUAAGUCUUCAUUAUCAUGAGUUAAUAAUUAGUAAAUAAUAUAGUUUUAGCCUUAACUCAUGAUAAAUAGAUUUAUAUUUGUGUUAAAAUAUGAAAAGUGUUUUUCAAUUGAUUUACGUGAAUUUUUGGGUAAUUAUGUGAUUUUAUAUAAAUUUCUAUGAUUUUUAUAGUCUUAUUUUUGAGAUAAAUGAAGAAAAAGAAAUUAAAAAAAAAACAAAAUGGGGUGGACCCGCUGGCCAGCCAAGCCCGCAAGCGAGUCUGAAGCGUAGUUGAGUAGCCGUGAGCAGGGGCUCGAGCAACUUGGACCAAUAGGGGCACGUGUGCGCCACUCCCCUUCCACGUCACUAGUGGCCAGCCAGUUGUGGGGCAAAGAGUGGUCGUACAUGCACGAGAAAGGGACUUGCUUGCAAAUGUAACAUUAGAGUAUAUUCGCCUGACACUUUGGCGCACAAGCGAUGUGGGACUAAACCUACAUCACACCUUCCCCAGAAAGGGCAGGCAACCAGCACGGGUUCGAAUCCUACUAGAGUCAAAACUUAUAUUUUUUUAUCUAAUUAUCAUGACUUUCCUACAAACUGCCGGUGAAAGAUUAAGCUGCCAAAAUUGUUGGAUCAUCGACAAAAAUCUUGUCAAUGUGAUUUGCAAAGCAUUGUUACUAAAAUUACUAAACGAUUCACAAUAAAAAGAUUGUGAAUCCAUCGAGUAAGGCAUCUCCAAUUAAUCAACAAACAAGUCGUCGUCAGGAAAAAGAUGAUCCGUCGAGAGACGAGUCACAACCUCUUGAGAGCAUGCCAAAUGCAAUGAAGAGCCUCCUCUUGUUACGUGGACCUAAGGAUGAAGCUCCCUGACACAUGCCCCACCUCCAUCCAACUCCUCUCUGCGAGUGACAGCCGCAAGAGAACUGCAAAGUUGUUGGUUUUCGCUUCGUCAGGUGAUAGUCACCAGAGACGAUUCGAUUACCCAUUUCAUUGAUCUCUAGACUUUGCAAAGAGAUUUAGAAAUUGUCCACGUCGUCCUUGUCUAAGGAAAACCUUCGAGGUCAUGGACACUACAUGACGAUCCUUCCAAACACUCAAGAUUCUGAUGCAUUGCUGAUGCAUCACCGUCGUGACGCCAAAACUCUGUUUUCUUACUUUCAACUUACUUUACCUUUCAUUUAGUGAUAAUUUGUGUGAUUUAAAUUUACCAAGAUAUACUUCAUUUAAUUACGAUUCUUUCGACUUUUAUAAAUCUUAAUUUGAUCGAUUAUAUCAUUUGUAAUUACUUAUGUAAGAAUCACCAGGUGGAACUUUGUUUUUGUCUGAUUCACGUUUGUCGGGAGCUGACGCCAUCUUGACGUCCGUACCCUUAUUUCCCUUUUUCAUGAAUUUUAAAUAUAUUUAUUUUUCAUUUCCUAGUAUAAAAUUUAUAUAAAAUAAUAUUCUUUGAGAAAUUUUUUUAAUAAUUACCAAAUAUUAUAUUACAUCCCUAUGAUCGGCUUGGAAAAUUAUCGCUAUUUUUAGAAGUUUUAUUAAAUUAUACUAGAUAUAUUUGUUCAGAAAUACUUUUAAAUAUCUAAAAAUUCAUAUUUUUUAGUUUUAUAAAUUUUAAAUUUGCGUGAUUUACUAUACAAUGACUAAGUCACGUCACAUCGCUCAACACGAACAUAGAUUUAAAAGAUGAUUUGAUGACUAAGGAGUUUCCACAAUACUAGGAACUUAAGCUCUUGCAUAUAUCAUUGUCAAGAAUUGAUGUGCACUUGUCGUUGUAUUUAAAUACACAUUAUCUAAUAAUAUUUACGACUAAGACUUAAUAAAAUAUUAGUAAAGAAGUAAGUAUUAGGUCUAACACAGAGAGAUUGAUUAAUUCAUCAUGAAAACUAAUUUAGUAUACAUAAAAAGUGAUUUUAAUAUUUUAUCCUUAUUUAAUGGAAAUCAUAAAAUAGAAGGGUGAUGUGAAAAGAAUAAAGAAGGAAAAUGAAGAAAAGGAAGGAGUAAAAUAGAGAGAAAAGAGAGAGCUCUCACUAGAGAGAGAGGGGGUGAGAUCUCCCAUGAAAGGGAGAGAAAGAGAGAGGAGGAGAGAAAGCUCUCACGAGAGAGAGAAGGGAUGAAGUCUCUCGCGAAAGGGAGAGAAAGAGAGAAGAGGAGAGAAAACUCUCACGAGAGAGAGAAGGGAUGAGAUCUCUCACGAAAGGGAGAGGAAGAGAGAGCAGAGAGAAAUAAGAUGAAAAUGAAGAAAGAUAGAAAUACGGUCAAUCCAUUUUCAUAGUGACCAUUAUUCUCAAAUAAAUAUGUGCUCGAGAAUUCAAACACAUGACAUGAGGUCAGCCGUGAACAUCUUUAAUUUAUUGUAACCAUUAAAUGCUCAUUAAUCAGCCUUUAAUCUUGGUGAUUUCACAUUUAAAAAUAGAAAAAUACUUCUUAUUCAUGAAAUGCCAAGAACAUGAAUCAAGAUUUGACAGUAAAAAUCAAUAAAAAAUAAGUUUUAAAUGAUUUUACCUUAAUUUUAGACAAGUUUCAGAGGAUUCAGAAAAAGAAUGAAGAUCAUUCAUCAAGUUUUGAAUUAGUUCUACUCAUUUCAAUCAAAAUAUUCAUGAAAUAGAAAGAACUUAUUGUAAAAUAUAAAUAAAUGACAAAAGUAAGUAAGUCCUAAAAGUAUAGAAUAAAUCAUUGCCCAAGUUUAGUUUGCCUCAUGGGCAACUAGAGACAUCGGUGUGGCUGGUUUCAUUCGGACAUGCUACACCACGUUGGAAGUCAGUAGAAGUAUCAUUUGGAAGCACUUUACCACUUGUCGGAGAGAUCCAUUGAAAGAGGGGUCGACUAUGUUGACAAUGUUGUCUAGAGGGAGAAGACUCACUAGAGACGUCAAUCAUGCAAAAGGAUGGAAGAACAGAUUGUCAUUUUUGUGUCAACUGUCGAGAUUUUAAAGAUAAUUGAUAAUAUCUAUUUACUAUAUAAUAAUCAAUUAUUGUCUUUAUAUCCCUAAUGAUGGUAUGUCUGAGAAUUGAAAUUCCUAGUAUCAUGGCAUUUCAAGAGCCACUAGAUCAAAUGUGCUUGGUCACAUUGCCCACUAAGCCAAACAAGAUCAACUUGCCGCGAACCACAGUCGAUUGAGAACUUAAGUUCAUGGUACCAUAGUGCCACUUUAGCCGUCAAAUCAUCCUUUAAGGUCAUGUGCAUGCUGAGUGGUGUCAAAUUUCAAACCGUUGAUGGAUCACUUUACACAUCUAGUAUCGUGGUGGUUUGUCACCUGCAAGAUCAGGUUAAUUUGAUGAUGUGGCUCACUAAAUACUACUGGAUCACAUUGUGCUUUAGAUGACUAAGCUGAAAUGGACAAAAAUGGUUAGUCCCACAUCAAAAGCUUGCCACCAUUUAAGCUGAAGAUAAAUCAAAGUUUCUCUCUCUUAGUAAAGAUCCCUUCUCUCAAAAAAAAAUAAUGCCUAGGACCAUCUUGAGAGAAGGCAAAAAGGUGGUCUGUGAUAUGCCUUAGUCAUUGUAUAUUAAAUCACGCAAAUCUAAAAUGUAUAAAACUAGAAAAUAUGAUUUUUUUGAUAUUUAGAAGUAUUUCUAAACAAAUAUAUCAAUUAUAAUUCAAUAAAACUUCCAAAAAAAUAGUAGUAAUUUUCCAAGUCAAUCACAAGGAUGUAAUAUAAUAUCUGGUAAUUAUUCAAAAAUUUUCUCAAAGAAUACUAUUUUCUAUGAAUUUUAUACUAAGAAAUGAAAAAAAAUAUAUUUAAAAUUCACAAAAAAGGGAAAUAAGGGUGCAGACGUCAAGAUGAUUCUUACGUAAGCGAUUAUAGACAAUUUAAUUUAUCAAAUUAAGAUUUGUAAAAUCAAAAGAAUCAUAAGUGAACGAAGUAUAUUUUGGUAAAUUAAAAUCACAUAAAUUAUCACUAAAUGAAGCGUAAAGUAAGUUGAAAGUAGGAAAAUAGAGUUCCGAUGUCACAACAGUGAUGCGUCGACAAUGCACUAAAAUCCUGAGUGUUUGGGAGGAUAGUCAUGUAGUGUCCAUGGCCUUGAAGGCUCUCCUUGGACAAGGAUGAUGUGAGCAAUCUCUAGAUCUCCUUACAAAGUUUAGAGAUUAACAAAAUGGGUCGUUGAAUCAUCUCUAGCGGCUAUCACCCGGCGAAGCGGAAAAACAGCAACUUUGCGACUCUCCGGCGGUUGUCACUUGCUGGAGAGGAGUUGGAUGGAGGUAAGGUGCAUGUCAAGGAGCUUCAUCCUCAUGUCCGUGCAGCAAGAGGAGGCUCUUCAUCGCAUCUGGUACGCUCUCAAGUGGUGGUGACUUGUCUCCCGGUAGAUCAUCCUCUUCCUGAUGACAACUUGUUCGUCGAUCAAUCGGAGAUGAUUUACUCGAUUCACGAUCCUUUUAUCGUGAAUCCUUCAACAAUUUUAGUAACAAUACUUUGCGAAUUACAUUGACAAGAUUUUCACUGAUGAUCUAGUGAUUUUAGUUGCUUAAUCCUUCACCAGCGAUCUAUAGGAAAGUUGCGAUAAUCAGAUAAAAAUGUGAGUUUUGGCUCUGGGAGGAUUCGAACCCACGCCGGUUGCCCCCCCUUUCGAGGGAAGGUGACGCGGGUUUAGUCCCACAUCAAUUGUGCGCCAAAGUUUCUAGCGAAGAUAAAGUAAUAUUACAUUCAUGAUCAAGCAUGUGUGUACGACCACUCCUUGUCCCACAGUCAACUGGCCACCAGUGACGUGGAAGGGGAGUGGCGCACACGUGCCCCCAUUGGUUCAAGCCACUCGAGCUCCUACUCACGGCUACUCCCCAACUACGCUUCUGACCCACUUGCCAGCCCAGCGGGUCCCCCCAUUUUGUAAUAUUUCUAUUUUUAUUUCUUAUUCUUCAUUUAUCUCAAAACUAAGACUGUAAAAAUCAUAUAAAUUCGUAUAAAAUCACAUAAUUACCCAAAAAUUCACGUUAAUCAAUUGAAAACUACUUUUCACACUUUAACACAAAUAUAAGUCUAUUUAUCAUGAGUUAAAACUAAAACUAUAUUAUUUACUAAUUAUUAACUUAUGAUAAUAAAGACUUAUUAGUUUACCCUCGCACAAGCACGUGUGUAUAGAUACUCCUUGCCCCACGACCAGUUGACCACCAAGAUGUGAAAGGGGAGUGACGCACACAUGCAUAGAGUGAGUCCUUCAUCACUCAAGCCCAGCUCAUAGCUCCUUAAUAAGUCUUCAUUAUCAUGAGUUAAUAAUUAAUAAAUAAUAUAGUCUUAGCCUUUACUCAUGAUAAAUAGAUUUAUAUUUAUGUUAAUUUAUGAAAAAUAGUGUUAGUGGAUUAAUGUGAUUUUUUUGUUAAUUAUAUAAUUUUAUAAAAAUAUAUAUGAUUUUUAUAAUUCUAUUUUUGAAGAUAUAUGAAGAAAAAGAAAAUUUAAAAAAAUAGAAAAAAAGGACCUACCGACCAGUUGGGCCCGCAAGUAGGUCAGAAGUGCAAUCAAGGCAGAGCCACAAGUAGAGACUUGAGUAGCUAUAGACCGAUGGGGGCAUGUGUGCACCACUCCCCUUCCAUGUCACUAGUGGCCAGCUGGUUGUGAGACAAGGAGCAGUCAUACACACGAGAAAGGGGCUCAUUACUUAUAAAUUUGAUAUUACUCUAUAUUUGUCCAAAACUUCGACAAACAAAUGAUGUGAGACUAAAGCCAUGUCACACCUUCCCUAGAAUGAUGUCGAUUAUUUCAAUACUUAAGAUACCUAUUAGUUAUAAGAAUGAUAUAGCAUGAUGACACCCCUUUAUAAGGGUAUUAUAGUACUUAUUUCACUCCCUCUCAUGUAAGCAAAUGACUAGCACAGGUUUAAAUCUUUUUGAAGUCAAAAAAUAUUUUUUUAUCUAAUUAAAUCGUGAUUUUUUUACAUAUCGCUGGUGAAGUAUUAAGUCAGCAAAUUGCUUAAUCAUCGAUAAAAAUCUUGUCAAUGUGGUUCGCAAAGCAUUGUUACUAAAAGUACUGAAUGAGUCGCAAUAAAAGGAUCGUGAAUCCAUCAAGUAAAUCAUCUCCGAUUGAUCAAUGAACAAGUAGUCGUCAAGAAGAUGAUGAUCUACUAAAAGAGUAAUAAUAUAUUGAUUAUGACAUUUAUAAUGUAGCAUGUUAUCUUAUUAAAAAUAAAUAUUUAUUAUUUUUUUAGGUAUUUCAUUGAGUUUGAUAUUUUUUAAAAGUUUUAAUAAUUUUUCUUUGAGUUUUACAAUCAUAAUUAAUUUUUUAUUAAUAUGAGAGAAUUUUAGAGAUUUUUAAUUUCUUUUUAUGGUUUUUAGGAGGCCAAUAUAUGCUUCAACGGACAAGAUCUGAUAUGUGGAGAUGAGGCAACGAAAUCAAGGGUUGAGGCAUUGACACACAGCAUCAUCAAAUGA
This is a messenger RNA of Spirodela intermedia, 33847 nucleotides long. The record is from the annotation of a GenBank genome assembly. NCBI's taxonomy places the organism in Eukaryota, Viridiplantae, Streptophyta, Magnoliopsida, Alismatales, Araceae.